This is a messenger RNA of Dreissena polymorpha, 6715 nucleotides long. Its product is annotated as SCO-spondin-like. Gene Ontology annotation, molecular function: calcium ion binding. The transcript has 26 exons. The record is from RefSeq and is a predicted model, not a curated record. Lineage: Eukaryota; Metazoa; Mollusca; Bivalvia; Myida; Dreissenidae. Bases 1054 to 6411 code for a protein of 1785 amino acids.
UUGCAAAUCUUUAAGUUUUAUGAUAUCAAUAUGACAUUAAGUUGUUAUAUACAAGGAACUACAUUUGUUUACAACGUAGCCUAACACCACACACAAUUCACUUUCGAUAUCAAACUAUCGAGUCGAUCACGAGGUGCACAUUAUUUGCUUCUUUGUUAUAAUAUGUGGUUAUUUCGUGACGAAAUAACAAAGAUUACUUGGAUUUAAGCUAAUUAUAUACAUUAACAUUUUGAAUGUUGAAAGUGGCACCAAAGAAUUGUGAGGCAAAGUUGUUCGAACGCUGGUGCCGUGAAGUGACUGGGUGGGGCGAACAUCAAGAUCAACUUGUUCGACGGUAGACAGUGGUUGUCUAGGCUGCAUUUCGGCCGUAGUUUCGGUGCGUGAAGGUGUACAAGAGGAACUGUUGGAUUGUUACAUUUACUGGACUGAGCAAGAAUGAGCACUUUUGCAGCUGUUCAACAGAUAUGUUGGAAUAAUUGGUUAAGGACUGGACAUUUUUGUGCCCUGUUAUUGCCAUGGUUUCAGUGGGUGGAUAUUUGUAUUUCGACAUUUUUGGACCAGGAAUUUGCGAACUGAGUGGUUCGUUAUUCUCUUGUGCUUGAGAAAGCCGGAGUCUUUUGCCAUGGCCUUCAGCAUCUGACCUAACUUGUUGACACCCAAUUGUUGACGCAAGAAUCACCGGGAUGCAGUGCCAUUUGUGCGUAUUGCCAGACCGGUCACUAUGGAAACUGCACGAUGUUGAGGACACCGUCCCGAGCGCGUUCCUAUUGAAACGAUGGUUGUGUACACGCAGUGUUGCCUCUUUCUGAGUAUGACGUGCAUCCUUACGUCUGCAGCGCAGCGCGUGGACAGACCGCGAGGACAUGGGUGUUUUUAGUUUUGAGUGUGGCUCAAACCUGAGUAUUAAGAAGAGUAUCAACAUAUUCGUGUAGCUGAGACAGUUGACUGUUUGUGAGCUGAUCAAUACUCAGCUCAGUGGAAACUAAAAUCUGAGUUGUGAGCGGUAAAUGGAACGCAUCCUCUAUUGGUCACUCCACUCUAUGGGAUCUCCUGAUGUCAUCAGACGCCUACUCCUCGGGUGACGUCAUUCAUGAUCACCGCGACUUCAGUACGUCCGCUGAUCACUUCAAAUCUGGCUUAAUACAGCAAUGGGCGGAUGGUAUCAUCAGUGUCCAAGCUAUAAAGCUUGCAUUGUUUAAGAACAAUGAAGAGAAGGCAUGGGUGGUCUUUAACGCGAUUGGUCGAUCUAAGAGCACGUGGUUCAAGUGUAACAACAUAUUGUACUCCUCGUACACGGACUUGCCGGACAGCACCCUGUUGGAGGAGUGCCCGGGCAGGGAUUUGAUGGGAUACCCUCUGACGAUGAUGCAGUAUUCGUAUUUUCAAAGACUGUGUCCGCAGACCACGGGCUGGCUUCUAGUUGCAGACACCAACCUAAUGUUCAGACCUUGUGAAGUCUACAUCCCGUCUGGACCAGUACCAUACUUCAAAUAUUCUAGGCUGACUACAGUCGCCGACCUUACCACUCAACUGGACUCUGCUGACACUUUGGCCUUAUUUUUCCAAGUGUGGGAUCUCGCGUUCAAAGGAAUCGAGGGUAUCAGACCCUCAGUCAGCUCCCUAAACAACCUGACGGGCCUGUUCAUGUCCCAGUACACGGAGAACGACGAAGCGGGCACCAGCGUCCGCAACCUCCAGCACACGCAGGCGUCCCGCAUCUUCAAGUCUGCCGUUGUCAACAUGUGGAGCGACCUGCACAUAGACAUGGUGAAGUUUUCAAUGCUGAACACAGGCGUGGAGAAGGCUUACGUGGUGUUCUCUGGGCGUUCCUCCAGCUCGCUGUCCUGGUUCAGCGGAGACAAGAUCCUCUACAGCAGCUACGGACAGGCUUUAACAGCAUCCACAGCCCUUGAAGCCUGUUCUAUAGAGGGGUAUAUUGCCCCACACACGGCCGCCUGCUCUAUACAUGGGUAUCUUGUCUCUCACACGACCAUCUGUCCUUACAUACGCCUGCUAUUCACGACCAUCUGUUCGUACAUACGCCUGCUCUAUACAGGGGUAUCUUGUCUCUCACACGAUCAGCUGUUCUUACCGAUUCCCGCUCUAUACAGGGGUAUCUUGUCUCAUACACGGUCGUCUCUCCUUAAAUACGCCCGCUCUAUACAGGGUUCUUUUGUCUCAUACACGACCAACUGUCCUUACAUACGCCUGCUCUAUACAGGGGUAUCUUGUCUCUCACACGACCAGCUGUCCUUACAUACGCCUGCUCUAAAAAGGGUAUUCUGUCUCUCACACGAUCAUCUGUCAUUUCAGAUUCCCGCUCUAUGCAUGAGUAUCUUGUCUCAUACUCGAUCAUCUGUCCUUACAUACGCCCGCUCUAUGCAGGGUUCUUUUGUCUCAUACACGAUCAAUCACCUGUCGUUACAACCGCCCGCUCUAUACAGGGGUAUAUUGUCUCAUACACGAUCAUCUGUCCUUACAAACGCCCGCUCUAUACAGGAUUCUUUUGUCACACACACGGCCGUCUGUCCUCACUUACGCCUGCUCUUUUCUUCCCAACGCCUGCUCUUUUCUUCCCACAGCGAUGGCUAUCGGAACUGGCAAAUACAGAGAGUGGCGGCCGGAGAGGGUUGCGGCGCGGAGAAGCAGCUGGGCUGGAUGCUCGUUAAGGAGCCUCGGAACAACGGCUCCUGCUCCUGGGAUGUGAACACCGUCAAGAAAAAGCCGUACUUCCUGUACAACACCGGAACAGCGGCCACAAGUCCCGCGCAUUUUCAGUAUGCAGACGUGAUGGCUGUGUUUUUGCACGGGUGGCGCAUGGUGUUCAAGGUGGCGGCUAGCGGGUCGCUGGGGACCAAACCAAGCAUACACGCCUUGUGGACCGAACCUGGCUCCCUCAAUGAUGACGUCGCAAAUGCGUCAUCGCUUGGAACAUGGACAACGUUUAAAUCCUACGUAGUUGGCAACUGGACAACUUCUUUCAUUCGAGCGGUUAAGAUGGCCGUAUACAGAGGCGGGGUGGAGGUGUGGAGCGCGGUGUUCGACGCCACUGCAAGCACGAGUGUGUCGUGGCUGGACUGCCGGCGUCUCUUGUACGCCUCUCCUUCUGACUUCAGUGGCAGCUACGCCAUUGCACAGUCGUACACAUGUAGCCUGUCAGGUAUUUCCUCAACAUUCCGGUUUUUCCUUGGCACCACCGCUGAUUGCACCAAAGUGACGAUGUCAGGGGUGUUUGCAGUCGUUGACCGGGGCAGCACCUGUUCCUCACGUGCAGACCUGCCUCAGUUUCUCUACAGUAAUACACCGGAAACAGUCCUGACAGACUCGAGUACACAAGCCAUGGCGGACAUGUUGGCAAUAUUUGUGGAUAUGGAUAGCUGUGCGGGCUCGGUGUGCGAGCACGGGGGCACGUGUCAGGACAUUGGAGGCCACUUCCGGUGCUUUUGUACUGACGACUACUAUGGGAAUACUUGCGCCAAUUGUACGUCGUUGAAUGGCGUGUACUCUCCCUGGGGCACGUGGAGCGCGUGCAGUGUCACGUGUGCGAGUGGUCACAUGACCCGGUCACGUGUGUGCAUGGGAGCGCUCGGGGACGGAAUCUGCGUGGGCGACAGAGAGGAAGCUUCACUAUGUUCUAUGGACCCCUGUCCAGUUGACGGCGGAUAUGGUCCCUGGUCCACGUGGAGCGCAUGCACCUUGACAUGUGGCACUGGGUCGCAGUCCAGGACACGUGCCUGCGAUAGUCCGAUCCCCGAGUUCAACGGCGACCCAUGUGACGGAUCGGACAAGGAUAUUGGUCAGUGCAACACCGCGCCAUGCCCCGUGCGAGAGGCCGACUCGGUUCAACAAAGCCAGUGCGAGAGGCCGACUCGGUUCAACACAGCCAGUUCAAGAGGCGGACUCGGUUCAACACAGCCAAUGCGAGAGGUGGACUCGGUUCAACAUAGCAAGUGCGAAAGGCCGACUCGGUUCAACACAGCCAGUUCAAGAGGCGGACUCGGUUCAACACAGCCAAUGCGAGGGGUGGACUCGGUUCAACAUAGCAAAUCACGUAGCUGUAUAGAGCCAAAGUACGGCGGUAGAGAGUGCGAGCUUGGUAACAAUACACAAAGUGAACCAUGCAACCUUCAGGCUUGUCCAAUUGAUGGUUAUUGGACGGAAUGGUCGGAAUGGAAUGUGUGUACCUUGACAUGUGAUAGUGGAACACGUGACAGAUCACGUAGCUGUAUAGAGCCAAAGUACGGCGGUAGAGAGUGCGAGGUUGGUAACAAUACACAAAGUGAACCAUGCAACAUUCAGGCAUGUCCAAUUGAUGGUUAUUGGACCGAAUGGACGGAAUGGAAUGUGUGUACCUUGACAUGUGAUAGUGGAACACGUGACAGAUCACGUAGCUGCAUAGAGCCAAAGUACGGCGGUAGAGAGUGCGAGGUUGGAAACAAUACACAAAGUGAUCCAUGCAACAUUCAGGCAUGUCCAAUUGAUGGUUAUUGGACUGAAUGGACGGAAUGGAAUGUGUGUACCUUGACAUGUGAUAGUGGAACACGUGACAGAUCACGUAACUGUAUAGAGCCAAAGUACGGCGGUAGAGAGUGCGAGCUUGGUAACAAUACACAAAGUCAACCAUGCAACAUUGAGGCAUGUCCAAUUGAUGGUUAUUGGACUGAAUGGACGGAAUGGAAUGUGUGCACCUUGACAUGUGAUAGUGGAACACGUGACAGAUCACGUAGCUGUAUAGAGCCAAAGUACGGCGGUAGAGAGUGCGAGACAUGUCCAAUUGAUGGUUAUUGGACUGAAUGGACGGAAUGGAAUCAGUGUACCUUGACAUGUGAUAGUGGAACACGUGACAGAUCACGUAGCUGUAUAGAGCCAAAGAACGGCGGAAGGGAGUGCGAGCUUGAAUGGAGUGUGUGUUCAUUGACAUGUGGAAGUGGAACACGUGACAGAUCACGUAGCUGUACAGAGCCAAAGGACGGUGGUAAAAUAUGCGAGGUUGGUGACAAUAUACAAAGUGAAUUAUGCAGCACACAGUUAUGUCCAAGUGAUGGUUAUUUGACUGAAUGGACAGAAUGGAGUGUGUGUUCCUUGACCUGUGGAAGUGGUACACGUGACAGAUCAAGAAGCUGUAUAGAGCCAAAGUACGGCGGUAAAGAUUGCGAGGUUGGUAACAGUACACAAAGUGAACUAUGCAACACGCAGGCAUGUCCAAUUGAUGGUUAUUGGACUGAAUGGACGGAUUGGAAUGUGUGUACCUUGACAUGUGAUAGUGGAACACGUAACAGAUCACGUAGCUGUAUAAAGCCAAAGUACGGCGGUAGAGAGUGCGAGCUUGGUAACAGUACACAAAGUGAACUAUGCAACACGAUGGCAUGUCCAAUUGAUGGUUAUUGGACUGAAUGGACAGAAUGGAGUGUGUGUUCCUUGACAUGUGAUAGUGGAACACGUGACAGAUCAAGAAGCUGUAUAGAGCCAAAGUACGGCGGUAAAGAUUGCGAGGUUGGUGACUAUAUACAAAGUGAACUAUGCAACACACAGGCAUGUCCAAUUGAUAGUUAUUGGACUGAAUGGACGGAAUGGAAUGUGUGUACCUUGACAUGUGAUAGUGGAACACGUGACAGAUCACGUAGCUGUAUAGAGCCAAAGUACGGCGGUAGAGAGUGCGAGGUUGGUAACAAUACACAAAGUGAACCAUGCAACAUUCAGACAUGUCCAAUUGAUGGUUAUUGGACUGAAUGGACGGAAUGGAAUGUGUGUACCUUGACAUGUGGUAGUGGUACACGUGACAGAUCACGUAGCUGUAUAGAGCCAAAGUUUGGCGAUAAAGGAUGCGAAGUUGUCGACAAUAUACAAAUGACCGGUGGAUGGAGUUCGUGGUCGCACUGGUCAGAGUGCUCGCGCACGUGCGGUGUUGGGGAGAGGUCACGUGCUCGCAUUUGCCCCGAGCCUGCACCACAGUGGGGUGGCGCUUACUGCAGCGGAAUGCGCACGGAUACAGAUGCGUGCCAAUUAAAAACCUGCCCUGUGGAUGGUGAGUGGAGUGACUGGACCAAGUGGUCAGAGUGUAUCAACAUGAGCAGCGCCGCAUGUUCGUUUCCAAUGAACACGAAAUGCACGUGCGGAACGGGCCGAAGGACACGUGACAGGUCUUGUGAUAGCCCGUCUCCACAGUUCGGCGGGCUAAACUGCACCGGGGUUUACGCAGAAUCAAGCCAGUGCUUCGUACCAUGUUUCAAACUGAAAUGCAGCAAAGAUACGCCUGAGGGAUGUCAUAUCGUUAUCAGUGAGUCUGCUUCUCUAAAGAGCAACGCUUUGGUCAGUACAUGGCCUACGCCUGGUGUGGCCUUGCUGGCUAGUCUAGCAUGGUUGAUGGCUGGUCAGUACAUGGCCUACGCCUGGUAUGGCCAUGCUGGCUAGUCUAGCAUGGUUGAUGGCUGGUGACAUGGCCUACGCCUGGUAUGGCCAUGCUGGCUAGUCUAGCAUGGUUGAUGGCUGGUCAGUACAUGGCUUCGCCUGGUAUGGCCAUGCUGGCUAGUCUAGCAUGGUUGAUGGCUGGUGAAGUAUCGGUGGAAAAGCUACUCAAAGGAACCAAAUGAAAACGUUGGCCUUAUUGCUCAACAGAUAAUUGUUGAAUCAACCUUUUCAUUUAACAUUGUCAUGUCACUUCUUACGGAUAGUUCAUGGUGAUGUGAAUAUCAAUUGUGCAAUCAAUUAGUGAUAA